CUGGCGUCACACUUCGGGCUCGUCUUGAAACUUUCAUUCACUUCACAAUUUACAUUCGACACUAACACAGCAAGGAGAGGACGGGAUCAGAUGGAGAGCUUUCCCUCGCCAGCAGUCUGAAGCGUACGGCCAUUCGCGGCAACACGAAACAUUUAGUAUAUACCGGGGCGACGAAGCCAUACUUCCUAACUAUAUCCGGAUACGAGGCUCACGAGCCCACGAUCACCCACCAUGGCGCCCAAGGGAACCCAACAGGAGAAAGCGAAGAAGAAGCCGACAGUCGACGACAAAACCUUUGGCAUGAAAAACAAAAAAGGUGGCGCCGCACAGAAACAGAUCAAACAGAUCGCCGCCUCGCAGGCCGCUUCCGGCAGCCCAGCAGAGAAGAAGAAGGAAGCCGAGAAGCUCGCUCGUGAGAAAGAGAAACUCGCUGCCGAGAAAGCCAGGCUCGAAGCCGCCGAACUCUUUAAACCCGUCAACAACCAGAAAGUCCCGUUCGGCGUCGACCCGAAGACGGUGGUAUGCCAGUUCUUCAAGAAGGGUAUGUGCGACAAGGGACGCAAAUGCAAGUUCAGCCACGAUCUCGAACUAGAGCGGAAGACGCAGAAGCGGAGUUUGUACACCGAUACGCGGGAAGGCGACGAGGAUGGCGAGGGUGGAGAGGAGGACGAGAAGAAGAAGGACGAUAUGGCCGAUUGGGACGAGGAGAAGCUGCGCAGUGUGGUGAUGAGCAAACACGGCAAUCCCAAGACGACGACGGAUAAGGUGUGCAAGUUCUUCAUUGAGGCCGUGGAGAAUGCGAAGUAUGGUUGGUUCUGGACGUGUCCGAAUGGAGGCGACAAGUGCAUGUACAAGCAUAGUUUGCCGCCUGGGUUUGUGCUCAAGACGAAGGAGCAGCGGGCGGCGGAGAAGGCGUUGAUGGAUAAAAGUCCGUUGGCUACGCUGACGUUGGAGGAUUUCUUGGAGAGCGAGAGACAUAAGUUGACGGGGACAUUGACGCCCGUUACCCCAGAGUCGUUUGCGAAGUGGAAGAAGGAACGGCUGGAUAAGAAGGCUGCGGAGGCCGAGGCGCAGAAGAUGAAGGAGGCCACUGGUAGGGCGAUGUUUGAGAAGGGCGAUUGGCAGGCUAGUGAGGAUGAGGAUGAUGAUGAUGACGAUGGUGAUGAGGAUGAUGAUGGUGCGUGGAAUCUGGAGGCCUUGAGGAGGGAGACGGAGGCGGCGAGGCAGAGGAAGGAGGAGGAGCGUUUGGCUCAGCUCAAUGGAGGCGAGAUGCCGCAGGUGGCCGCCGAGCCAAAUGGGAACGUUGGGGAUGAGACAUAAUGGUCUGAACUUUAUGGACGAUUAUGGGCUCGGGCUGCCUCACCCGAUUGAGGUACGAUUGUGGCUAUGUACGAGAAGGGUUACAGCAUGUCGGACUCAAUGAAAGCUGCAAGCCGAGCUGACUGGAUUUUGACCCUGCACUAACGAAGCUGCAAAAGCCCAUGCGCUUGGGUCCCAAGCAGUGCCAUGAUGGGAGGCACGCACCACGUGCUCCAGCUCGUGGCAAUGGCGAUGGGAGAGGCAUUGCAUUGGCAGGGACAGCACGUGCUUGCAUAAAGAAUUAGUAAAUGACCUUGAAGACCAAGGUACCGCACCUGCAAAUCAUCAUUGCCACGG
Messenger RNA from Baudoinia panamericana UAMH 10762, 1656 nucleotides. RefSeq lists its product as uncharacterized. The record is from RefSeq and is a predicted model, not a curated record. Gene Ontology annotation, biological process: cytoplasmic translation. Lineage: Eukaryota; Fungi; Ascomycota; Dothideomycetes; Mycosphaerellales; Teratosphaeriaceae. Gene Ontology annotation, molecular function: mRNA binding; metal ion binding. Gene Ontology annotation, cellular component: cytosol. Bases 232 to 1320 code for a protein of 362 amino acids. The transcript has a single exon.